AUGGGCUCAGCAGGGCUCAGAGUUCUUGCUUUAGCUUCUGGUCCUGAACUGGGACAGCUGACAUUUCUUGGCCUGGUGGGAAUCAUUGAUCCUCCUAGAACUGGUGUGAAAGAAGCUGUUACAACACUCAUCGCCUCAGGAGUAUCAAUAAAAAUGAUUACUGGAGACUCACAGGAGACUGCAGUUGAAAUCGCUAGUCGUUUGGGAUUGUGUUCCAAAACUUCCCAGUCAGUCUCAGGAGAAGAAAUAGAUGCAAUGGAUGUCCAGCAGCUUUCACAAGUACUACCGAAGGUUGCAGUAUUUUACAGAGCUAGUCCAAGGCACAAGAUGAAAAUUAUUGAGUCUCUACAGAAGAAUGGGUCGGUUGUAGCCAUGACAGGAGAUGGAGUAAAUGAUGCAGUUGCUCUGAAGGCUGCAGAUAUUGGAACCGCAAUGGGUCAGACUGGCACAGAUGUUUGCAAAGAGGCAGCCGACAUGAUCCUGGUGGACGAUGAUUUCCAAACCAUAAUGUCUGCAACUGAAGAGGGUAAAGGGAUUUAUAAUAACAUUAAAAAUUUUGUUAGAUUCCAACUGAGCACGAGUAUAGCAGCAUUGACUUUAAUCUCACUGGCUACAUUAAUGAACUUUCCUAAUCCUCUCAAUGCCAUGCAGAUUUUGUGGAUCAAUAUUAUGGAUGGACCUCCAGCUCAGAGCCUUGGAGUAGAACCAGUGGAUAAAGGUGUCAUUCGUAAACCUCCACGCAACUGGAAGGACAGCAUUUUGACCAAAAACCUGAUACUUAAAAUACUUGUUUCAUCAAUAAUCAUUGUUUGUGGGACUUUAUUUGUCUUCUAGCGGGAGCUACGAGACAAUGUGAUAACACCUCGAGACACAACAAUGACCUUCACAUGCUUUGUGUUUUUUGACAUGUUCAAUGCACUAAGUUCUAGAUCCCAGACCAAGUCUGUGUUUGAGAUUGGACUCUGCAGUAAUAAAAUGUUUUGCUACGCAGUUCUUGGAUCCAUCAUGGGACAGUUAUUAGUUAUUUACUUUCCUCCACUUCAGAAAGUUUUUCAAACCGAGAGCCUAAGUAUACUGGAUCUGCUGUUUCUUUUGGGUCUCACCUCGUCAGUGUGCAUAGUGUCGGAAAUUAUAAAGAAAGUUGAGAGGAGCAGGGAAAAGAUUCAGAAGCAUGUUAGUUCAACAUCGUCGUCUUUUCUUGAAGUAUGAUGCAUAUUGCAUUCUUUUAUUUUUGCAAACUAGGAAUUGCAGUUUGAGGAUCAUUUAGAAGGGCAAAUUCAAGUGGAUAAUGAAGAUUUGAGAACUUUUUAACUUUUCAUUGACUUAAAAUAAGCAUUAAUGCUAAAGACUUGAUUGAAGACUUUAACCUGCUGACAGUCUCAAAUGAAAUUAUGUAACUUUGAUAACACA
Myotis daubentonii (Daubenton's bat) is the source of this 1410-nucleotide messenger RNA. Its product is annotated as calcium-transporting ATPase type 2C member 1-like. The record is from RefSeq and is a predicted model, not a curated record. The transcript has a single exon. NCBI's taxonomy places the organism in Eukaryota, Metazoa, Chordata, Mammalia, Chiroptera, Vespertilionidae.